AUGUCAUUGAACUUCACCAACCAACCGCCUGCGUCGCGGGUGCCGUAUGCCAUCCCCCAAUUGGAGGGCGAGCGCAUCACAAUUCCCGGCAGCAAAGGCGUCUUCCGCAUCUUGACCUCAGCAAAGCAAACCGGGGGGUUGAUGGCCGUUUUCACAAGUGGUGCUGUCCUGUCCGAUGCUCCCGGGUUCCACUACCACAAUCAUGCGCACGAUGUCUUCCUGGUUACAAAGGGUUUCUUGAAGCUAUGGAAUGGGGACCAGUGUCGGAUCAUGGGCCCUGGUGACUUUGCCUACGUUCCUCCGAAAGUCGUUCACAACCCGGAGAUGAUGGGUCCGCACACAGAGCUUCAAGGCUUAAUCACCCCUGGCGAUUGGGUAGACUUCUUCCGCUAUGUGUCCGAGCCAUUCGAAGGCGUCCUGGUCCCUGAAGGAGACGACCGCGACCUGAAGUCCAUCCUCAUUCCCAAGGUGAUGGCGGCCAAGGAGAAAUUCGACGUUGUGUUCCAGCCCCACUAUGUGCCUCCAGAGGUCACCGAGUGGUCAAAGGAGGACGAAAAGCUGCCAGAGGGUCCCGCGGGGUACUUUUUACGCGCUAACACCGGCCCUAAGUGGCUUCUUGGUGGUGUUAUGUCCCGCCCGUUUGUGACUACCACACAGAGCACAGGCGUAUGCGCGAUUUCCAGCAUUGAGUCCUCCAAGGACUAUGGGGAGACAGCGUUCUCCAGAUACAUGACCUUCCCAACAGUCGACCACUGCUUCUGUAUUAUGGAAGGCGCAUUGCGAGUGAGCUUGCAAGGUGAAAGUGACGCUGUCUUCCGUGAAGGCGAGACCGUUGUCGUUCCCGCUGGCCAAGCCUUCUCCCUUGGCUUUGAGAGCAAAUUUGUAAAGUUCCACUCUUUCACUGACGGCAAUGGCAUCGAAUCGUUGAUCCAUGCUGCGGGUCAACCUUUCCAGGGGGCAGUGCUCCCUGACGUAGCGCCUGAAUAUAAUCAGGCCGAUGUGGAGUCGGCUGCGGCAGGCCUCAAUAUUGCAAUUUGA
Molecule: messenger RNA, 1038 nt
Organism: Penicillium olsonii
Lineage: Eukaryota; Fungi; Ascomycota; Eurotiomycetes; Eurotiales; Aspergillaceae
Source: the annotation of a GenBank genome assembly